Lactuca saligna is the source of this 519-nucleotide messenger RNA. NCBI's taxonomy places the organism in Eukaryota, Viridiplantae, Streptophyta, Magnoliopsida, Asterales, Asteraceae. The record is from the annotation of a GenBank genome assembly.
AUGGAGAAAAUAGAUUCCAAAGAAGAAGAAGAAGAAGAAGAAGCAGCCACAAGAGAAAUAUGGAAAUAUGUUUUUGGUUUCACUCUAAUGGAUGUGGCUAAGUGUGCGAUUGAGCUUGGUAUACCCGAUAUCCUCGAAAAACAAGAAACCCCGAUGACACUUUCUGCACUUGCUUCGGAGCUUGGGUGUUCAUCAUCAUCGUUGUAUAGGAUCAUGAGGUUCUUAAUCCAGUAUAAGAUAUUUCAAGAAAAACCCAUAUCAGAAACAUCCCUUGGAUAUGUUCAAACAUCUUUGUCCCGGCUUCUAACUAGGCAUGCAAAGCAUACACAUGGCGAUGAUGUAUGGAAAUUUGCAGCCAUGAAUCAUGGUCAUAGUAAGCUCAUCGAUGAUGCAAUGGCUUGUGAUGCUUGGGUGGCGGUCGGGGCGGUGAUUGAGGAUUAUCCAGAGGUGUUUGACGAGCUGAAGAUGGUGAUGGAUGUUGGUGGUAGUGAUGGAACCGCUCUACGAGACUACGACUGA